Salvelinus sp. IW2-2015 is the source of this 975-nucleotide messenger RNA. RefSeq names its product odorant receptor 131-2-like. NCBI's taxonomy places the organism in Eukaryota, Metazoa, Chordata, Actinopteri, Salmoniformes, Salmonidae. Gene Ontology annotation, biological process: G protein-coupled receptor signaling pathway; detection of chemical stimulus involved in sensory perception of smell. Gene Ontology annotation, molecular function: olfactory receptor activity; odorant binding; G protein-coupled receptor activity. The record is from RefSeq and is a predicted model, not a curated record. Gene Ontology annotation, cellular component: membrane.
AUGUCCAAUACAACACCCCCAUUCCAGCUCCUGUCCAACAACGUUUCGUUGACCAAUCAGAGGUUGGCAGUGCCCAUAAGGACGUUCAUGGGCUUCCUGUCUGUGUCRCCAUGUCUCCUCUUCCUCUAUAUCAACACUAUCAUGCUGUACAGUCUGAAGAGCAAGCCCGUGUUCAGAGAGACCUCACGCUACAUCUUGUUCGGUAACCUCCUCUUCGCCGACACCAUCCUACUGGUGACCAGCCAACUGCUGUACAUAUUGGCCGUCGCUGGGUUGUUUGUGAUCCGAUAUAUAUGUGUUGUGAUUGUGUUGGUGGCCAUUUUCACCAGCGGUGUUUCCCCUCUCAACCUGUCUGUGAUGUCGCUAGAGAGGUACGUGGCUAUCUGUUAUCCUUUGAGGCAUGCCUCCAUUGUCACCCCCGGGACUACGGGCGUGGUCAUUGCUGUGGUGUGGAUCCUGUGUUCCCUAAACACUAUCAUUAAGCUUGUCAUGCUGCUGGUUCUAGAGUCCAUGCCCCUGGACCAGUUAAUGCAGGGAUUCUGCUCUACCAGCGAGCUUUUCCAACUGAAGAUUCACAACCAGGUAGACAACGUGUUCAUCAGCAUCGUCUUCAUGGCCGUUGGUUUUAUCAUCAUAUACUCCUACAUCGCUAUCAUGAUGGUAGCCAAGUCUGCCUCCUCAGACAAGGAUACGAACACCAAGGCUCGUAACACGGUUUUACUGCACCUGAUCCAGCUUGGCCUGAGUCUCUCCUCCACCCUGGUUCCUACUAUAGUGUCAGCCUUGAAAUCCAGAGCAAUGGACAAAGCCACACAGAUUGAGUAUAUUGUGUUUAUCAUCCUGAUUAUCCUGCCCAGGUGUCUGAGUCCUCUGAUCUACGGCCUGAGAGACAAGACGUUCAGACACAUCCUCAUGUACCAUCUCACCUGUGGCCUCAGAUGCACAGUGAAGCCCAUUAAAAUCUCCAGCUAUUGA